Myotis daubentonii (Daubenton's bat) is the source of this 1710-nucleotide messenger RNA. RefSeq names its product maelstrom spermatogenic transposon silencer (gene MAEL). Lineage: Eukaryota; Metazoa; Chordata; Mammalia; Chiroptera; Vespertilionidae. The record is from RefSeq and is a predicted model, not a curated record. Gene Ontology annotation, molecular function: sequence-specific DNA binding. Gene Ontology annotation, biological process: spermatogenesis; regulation of miRNA-mediated gene silencing; male meiotic nuclear division. Gene Ontology annotation, cellular component: P granule; nucleus.
AUGCCGAACCGCAAGGCCACCCGGAAUGCCUACUAUUUCUUCGUUCAGGAGAAGAUCCCUGAACUGCGGCGGCGAGGCCUGCCGGUGGCUCGCGUGGCGGACGCCAUCCCCCACUGCUCUGCUGAUUGGGCGCUCCUGAGCCAGGACGAAAAGGAGAAGUACGCAGACAUGGCUCGAGCAUGGAGAGCCGCCCAGGGAAAGGAGUCGGGACCUUCGGAGAAGCAGAAACCUGUUUGCACCCCACUGAGGAAGCCAGGCAUGCUUGUACCAAAGCAGAAUGUUUCACCCCCGGAUAUGUCAAGCUUGUCUCUGAAAAAUGAUCAAGCUCUCCUUGGAGGCGUUUUUUAUUUCUUGAACAUUUUUAGUCACGGCGAACUGCCUCCUCACUGUGAACAGCGCUUUCUCCCGUGUGAAAUAGGCUGUGUGAAAUACUCUCUCCAAGAUGGCAUCAUCGCGGACUUCCACAGUUUCAUCAGUCCCGGUGAAAUUCCACGAGGAUUUCGGUUUCAUUGUCAGGCUGCAAGUGAUUCGAGUCACAAGAUUCCUAUUUCAAACUUUGAAUCUGGAUGUGACCAAGCAACUGUGCUGCAAAACCUUUAUAGGUUCAUCCAUCCGAACCCAGGGAAGUGGCCACCUAUCUACUGCAAGUCUGACGAUAGAGCCAGAGUCAACUGGUGUCUGAAGCACAUGGAGAAGGGGUUGGAAAUCAGGCAAAAUAUGGAACUUCUUACUGUUGAGGAUCUUGUAGUGGGGAUCUACCAGCAAAAGUUCCUCAAGGAGCCCUCCAAGACCUGGGUUCGGAGCCUCCUCGACGUGGCCAUGUGGGAUUAUUCUAGCAACACAAGGUGCAAGUGGCACGAGGAAAAUGACAUUCUCUUCUGCGCUUUAGCUGUUUGCAAGAAAAUUGCGUACUGCAUCAGCAAUUCUCUGGCCACGCUCUUUGGAAUCCAGCUCACAGAGGCCCACGUGCCCUUGCAGGAUUACGAGGCCAGCAACAGGGUGACACCCAAAAUGGUCAUAUUGGAUGCAGGGCGGUACCAGAAGCUAAGGUUUGAGAGCUCAGGAUUCUCUCAUUUCAACUAUUCUAAUCAGGAGCCAAGAUCAAACACACCCACUGGUGACUACCCUUCUGGGGUGAAGAUUUCAGGCCCAAACAGCAAUGUUCGGGGAAGAGGGAUCACGCGCCUCCUAGAGCGCAUCUCGGGCUCCUCCAGCAGCGUCCCCAGGUUCUCCAGCUGUGACACCGCGCUCUCCCCUUCCCUGUCCCCGAAGGGUGGGUACAAGUCCUUCUCCCCCCUGUCUUAAUGAUGGUACUCUUCAAUUCUGGGAAAAUAGCAGGCCCGCUUCCCUCUGAUUGCAAUCCCGGACAGCAGAGCACACCCCUGGUACAUGCCAUCCUCUGAAACGGCCUGCCUUGUAGAGAAUCCUGUUUCGUAGAUUAAACGUAACUGUGGUUGGAGAAGAUUUGGCAUUUUUGCUUUUUUCUCGAGGGCUUGCUCUGCUUCCUGACUGUGUAAUGGGAACGCCUUGGAAGGUUGACCUCCAAGGACAAAACUGGCCUUUUCAGAGGAGUGCUUUUGCAAAUGUUACAUUGUGCUCAUCAUCCUCCACAAUAAAGGUAUUGAAUGUCUGUUAUGAAAGGUGUUAAAAUAGUGUUGCUGUACUUCUUCCCAUUAUGACGUGUAGAACCUUUCUCUUGAGACCUGCUGG